AUGGUCAAAGAAGGCAAGGUCCCCGGCCAUAACGAUGCUAUAUACGACACUGUGCCCAAAGAAGACCAGCUAUUGGAUGAGAUUGCCCCGACGCCUAUUAUCGCUGACCGCGUUUUUUUCGUCUACCUACGCGGCGAUCUAUCUAAAUCUGAAAAGAAGGAACUAGGACUCCUUGAUAAGGGCCUUAUCGAUGCGACCCUCUCUGUGAGCGGCUCCGUUGUCUACCCGGAUGGUAGCUACAUAGAACCAAGGUCCCUUACAAUGCCGUUAAAAACUAUUCCUAUCAACGAUGCGGCCCAUCUCAUCAUUCGCGAUUCUAAUGGCACUCAGGUUAACUACCCACCUAGUAGCGGCCGCAGCGACAUACUGCUAGAUUUCCAGAUUCCUGCGAUGUUUUUGAAGAGCAUGGCUGUGCUCUCUCAAAAACAGAAGGAAGGACGCAUGGAAAUGGUUCAGCUGCUUUUGGAGUACGGUGCGGACCCAAUGCGAGCUGGAGGGGGUUGCGCCUUACAUCGUGCACUACGAGAUAUUGACUUUAGUUUGACCACCUUUCUCGCCGACAAGGGCGCGCGAAUAAAGGUUUCGGAGUUGACGGAAUCCGAUCAAAAAUUGUUGGACCAAGCGAUAGUGGAUUAUGAAUGGGGGAAGUGA
Messenger RNA from Penicillium canariense, 651 nucleotides. RefSeq lists its product as uncharacterized. The record is from RefSeq and is a predicted model, not a curated record. The coding region runs from base 1 to 651 and encodes 216 amino acids. NCBI's taxonomy places the organism in Eukaryota, Fungi, Ascomycota, Eurotiomycetes, Eurotiales, Aspergillaceae. The transcript is spliced from 3 exons.